This is a messenger RNA of Helobdella robusta, 663 nucleotides long. RefSeq lists its product as hypothetical. Lineage: Eukaryota; Metazoa; Annelida; Clitellata; Rhynchobdellida; Glossiphoniidae. The record is from RefSeq and is a predicted model, not a curated record. The coding region runs from base 1 to 663 and encodes 220 amino acids. The transcript has a single exon.
AUGUGCUCUAUAAUCUGCUGGGACAAUCUUCUGCGUUCGUUAGGAAGUUUUGUGGUGGUAGAAGAAGAUAAUCGAAGCAAUGGGCUUUCGUUCUCUGUUGAUGAGUUAUUCAUUGUAAUCGACGAAUUAGGCCGAGUUGUUGUAAUUGUUGGGAACGAUAGGUUGUGUGAAGUUGCAUUUGAUGACGUUUUUAUUGAUGACGUCAUCAGCAUCGACAUUGAAAAUUUUCGUGAAGUCCUAGUUAAAGGACAAGAUGAAAAAAUUUCUGCUCGCUCCGAAGUUGAUGUCAGCGCUGCUGUUUUUUGUGACGUUGUUACUGUUGGAUUUGUGGUUGGUGGUUUGCAGGUUGAUGAUUUUGAUGAUGGUUUUGGUGUGAUGGAUGUUAUGGCUGCUGUGGCGGCUGUUGUGGCUUGUGUGGUUGUUGUGGCUGGCGUAAGUGUGGCUGAUGUAAGUGGGCUUGAUUUAGAAGUUUUAGAAGCAUUUUGGGACAAUUCACUUUCGUCCGGUACUACAACAAAGCUAAUUCCCGCUGCCGUUUUCGAUGCGGUUGCUGUUGACGUUAUUGAUGUUAGCGACGAUGACGCUGACGUUGGAGAUAAUGUUGACGUUGCACUUGCCAAAGACUCUGACGAAUUUUCUUCCUUCAAUUUUUUAGUUUUGUAA